GUCAAGAUCGCAUCCAUCUUCAACGAGAAAUGGUUUGCGAACUGGAUCUGACCCAAGCAAUCCUCCCCGAUUCCAUGCGUUUCGGUGAGGAGGCAUUUAAAUGCUCCGGAGCACAUGCGGGCUGAAGAACUCCCUUGCGAAACUAGGAAAGGUCAUUUAAAGUGGAAACAGUGCUUGCCGCCGAGUAUGGUUUGUUUUAAAGGAAAUAUCUCAAAGAGUCAACAACAGUAACUUCGGGAUUUACUUGUAAAGGCGCUUUUACUGAAGGUCGUGGGAUACUCCGUGCCCAAAUAUGCCUGUACGAAGAGGUCACGUUGCCCCCCAAAACACAUUCCUUGGAAUAAUAAUUCGCAAAUUCGAGGGUCAGAAUCGGAAAUUUGUGAUAGCCAAUGCCAGGGUGCAGAACUGUGCAAUCAUAUACUGCAAUGACGGCUUCUGUGAGAUGACAGGCUUCUCAAGACCAGAUAUCAUGCAGAAGCCAUGCACUUGUGACUUCCUCCAUGGCCAGCUGACUGACAAACAUGCCAUCAGCCAGGUGGCCCAGGCUGUGCUGGGAUCAGAGGAGCGCAAGGUGGAGAUCACCUACCACCGUAAGGAUGGGUCAGACUUUCAGUGCAACACUCACAUAAUUCCGGUGAAGAACGAGGAAGGUGUGGUGAUGAUGUUUAUCCUAAAUUUUGACUACAUCGUGGAUGAAGGAAGUGAUGAUUCCACAGAGAAGAUAAACCACACAUCCCCCACAAAGUCUGAUCAAAGGAGAAGCAGAUUCUUCCGAUUCCGCCAGGCAGCUUUGAGCCUAAUGGGCACCAACAAGCAGUCUCUUCCACAAGAGGACCCGGAUGCUGUGAUGGUAGAUUCCCCCAAAGAGAAUGAGGACUCUGUGCCUCUGAGGAGCUUCCCCUCACCCACCAAGGGCAGCUGCAGCCCCACUGAGGCAAAUGACACACACGCCCUCAUUGGAUCAAGCCACCACUCAUCCCAGGUCAGCGUGGGCCCAGAACCGCUCGACCACUCAUCCCCUAAAGAGCCAUGGCAGAAGCUGUACCAGAUGGAGCAACACCAGUCCUCUACUUCCCUGUCAAACACCUUCCCAAGAGGCAGCAUCAGCAGCAUGAGGCGAGCCUCCUCUGUCCAUGACAUUGAGGGCUUUAGCUCCAAUUCCAAAAGCCAGUUCAGGAACCGCCAUGCAAGUGAAGGGCCUUUAAAUCACCUGAAGUCCAGUCUGCUUGGCUCUACCUCUGACUCAAACAUCAAUAAGUAUAGCACCAUCAACAAGAUCCCUCUGAUUGCACUCAACUUCUCUGAGGGGACUGAAAAGAAAACUCACUCUCCACCAACAUCUGAGAAACCCAUCAUAGCACCGAAGGUCAAAGACAGAACUCACAACGUCACAGAAAAAGUCACACAGGUACUGUCACUCGGUGCUGAUGUGUUGCCAGAGUACAAACUCCAGACUACCCGCAUUGACAAGUUCACCAUCCUCCACUACAGCCCCUUCAAAGCUGUGUGGGACUGGCUGAUCCUGUUGCUGGUCAUCUACACAGCAAUCCUCACUCCCUACUCUGCUGCUUUUCUUCUCAAUGACCAAGAGGAGCAGAAGAGGCGUGAAUGUGGAUACUCCUGCAGCCCACUUAAUGUAGUGGAUUUAAUAGUGGAUAUCAUGUUCAUUAUUGACAUCCUCAUAAACUUCAGGACCACCUACGUUAACCAGAACGAGGAGGUGGUCAGCCAUCCUGCAAAGAUAGCAAUCCACUAUUUUAAAGGCUGGUUCCUUAUAGACAUGGUGGCAGCGAUCCCCUUUGACCUCCUUAUCUUUGGCUCAGGAUCAGAUGAGACAACCACUCUGAUUGGCCUGUUGAAGACAGCUAGGCUCCUGCGAUUGGUGCGUGUAGCCAGGAAGUUGGACCGCUACUCUGAGUAUGGAGCUGCAGUCCUUAUGUUGCUCAUGUGCAUCUUUGCCCUCAUUGCCCACUGGCUAGCCUGUAUAUGGUAUGCUAUUGGAAAUGUGGAGAAGCCGUACUUGGAACACAAGAUUGGCUGGCUAGACAAUCUGGGCGUGUCCAUAGGAAAGAGGUACAACUACAGUGAUCCUAGCUCUGGACCCUCUAUCAAGGACAAGUAUGUCACAGCACUUUACUUCACCUUCAGCAGUCUGACCAGUGUGGGCUUUGGAAAUGUCUCCCCCAACACCAAUUCUGAGAAGAUCUUUUCUAUUUGUGUCAUGUUGAUUGGGUCCCUCAUGUAUGCCAGUAUAUUCGGGAAUGUCUCUGCCAUCAUCCAAAGGUUGUACUCAGGCACAGCCCGCUACCAUGCUCAAAUGUUGCGGGUCAAGGAGUUCAUCCGCUUUCAUCAAAUACCCAACCCGCUGAGGCAGAGGUUGGAGGAGUACUUCCAACACUCCUGGGCCUACACCAAUGGCAUUGACAUGAACACGGAGGUUUUAAAAGGCUUUCCUGAGUGCCUCCAGGCAGAUAUCUGCCUCCAUCUAAACAGGAAUCUGCUACAGAACUGCAAAGCGUUCCAUGGAGCCACCAAGGGCUGCCUGAGGGCUUUGGCCAUGCGCUUCCAGUCCACCCAUUCCCCUCCGGGAGACACCCUGGUCCACAGCGGUGAUGUCCUCACUGCUCUCUACUUUCUGUCCCGUGGCUCUAUUGAGAUCCUGAAAGAUGAUACUGUGGUAGCCAUCCUUGGAAAAAAUGACAUCUUUGGAGAGAUGAUUCAUCUAUACGCCAAGCCUGGGAAGUCCAAUGCAGACGUGCGAGCUCUGAGUUACUGUGACUUGCACACCAUUCAGAGAGAAGAUCUACUGGAGGUGCUAGACAAAUACCCAGAGUUUGCUGACUACUUCUUCAACAACCUGGAACUGACCUUCAACCUCAGAGAUGAGAAUGCCAAGGCCACCUGUUCCCAAGGCGGUGAUUCAGAUGGUGAUGGCACCAAGAGCAGGAGACGGAUCUCCUUCACACCAGAUCUGUCUACAGGAGAAAACAACAAGGGAGUGGAGAAAGACGCAGGCAGGGAGAAGGAGUCUAACUCGUGCCUAAAGAGAGGUUCAGAAGAACGCAAGAACUCAGGAAAAGAUGAGCUGCGGUCUCUGGGCUCAGCAGUCCUGGGUUACUCCUCAGCUGAUGCCUCAGUCCUAGGCCUAGACUCAAAUGUCACUGGACACAUCCCAGCCAGAGACAGCUUGGAGAGAAGUCCAUCUUUUGAAGAUCUGUGCUGUGAUAAAUGGGCCUGUAAGGGACCCACAGACUACCUGGAUGAGUCAGCACAGUUGCAGGACCUCAGAGAGGAGGACAAUUCUGCGAGUGAAAUCACGUACGGAGAGGUGGAACAGCGCUUAGGUCAGCUGCAAGAGCACUUGAACAGGCUGGAGUCUCAGAUGAUGUCAGAUAUUCAGGCCAUCCUGCAGCUGCUGCAGAGGCAGUCCACCCUGGGACCCCCAGCCUACAGCACUGUGACUGGCAGCCCAGACUAUCACAGACCUGCUGUGAAGGUCCAGCCCGUUGCUCUGACUGCCAGCCAUCACUUCAGCCAUACAGCAACUCAUGGUCCCAACCAUAAACUGGAGAGGACCCAUCAGGAAUCCAAAGACUCUCUUUCGAGCUUGGCUCACAUGAAUGCACCCAUAGGAGACAGCCUUACAGCGCUGCUUGUACAAAGACAUACACAGCCACAACAGCAGCAACAACAACAACAACAACAACAGCAACAGCAGCAACAGAGCAAAGGACAUCAGCAGGCUGAAUUGAUCCUUCUUCCAGUUGAAACCACCUCCUCCUCUUCCUCUUCCUCCUCCUCUUCCUCCUCCCCCUCUGACACCAACCUCAACACCAUGGGACUCCACAGACCUGCCUCAGACCCAGGAUUUCCAAGGCCAUAAAUCCCUCAGCGGUACACAUUCAAGUGUUCUUAUAUCUGGGUCGUAAUGCUGUAAUUACUGAAGUAGCAGCAUUUUAUUAGCAUGCUGGCACAGACAUCUUUAUUCUUGAUUUGCAGUUGCUUGAUAAUAGAGUUGUUUCAUUUUAAUCAUCACAUAUGGAUUAAGGACUGUUGUCUGCAGUUAUCAGUGUAAUAACAGCAUUAUAAUGCAGGUGUGUGAACAAUUCGCUGAUCCUUUUGCCUGUCUUCUCUGAAGUGUGACUCAGGGGUUACAGACUAUUGCACUGCAAUAUAUGAAGUAUACUGUAGUUUUUUUCCUAUGUGCAUUAUUACAGUAAUCAGACAUGCACCCUUGAUGUUUCAGCCAACAGAACACAACAUACCUGCUUGUCCAGGCAGAUUAAAUAACAUGCAGGUUGGGGACUGUUCUGCUGCAUGUUUUCCUAGAGCUAUAUAGGCCUCUGACAAGCAAGUAUGAUGCAAACAUUUCUACAAGGCAGUGCAUGUGGUUUUAUAUCAAUAUAUUUACUCUUUUGCACUGCUUAUUAUAGGGCCCAAACAGUAGCACGUUAUAACAUAAAAUGAUGUCCAAAUACUAUUUCUCUCUCUUUUAUUUAGGAUGCACUUUGGGGGGUGGGGGUGAAGUAAUUUGGGAGUGGUGGGUGGGAGUGAUUCACCAUUAAUACUAGAUAGGCUUUUGGGCCUAAAAUUAAAUACAAAUACAAAAAUGUAAAGAUAACAAGAAAAUCUCUUGUUUCCUAUAUUGUUUUCAUAGAGAAUUUACAGUAAUGAUAAUGAUAAUGUAAUGUACAUGUUGUAAUAUGGCCAGAAUGGGGGGGGGGGGGGGGGGGGGGGGGGGGAGUAUUUUUUGUAAUCAAGUAAAUUAUAUGACAACCUGGGAAUAUACUCAAAUUACAGCACAUACGUUUGUUUUGAAGCUGUGGCAGCAAUAAAGUGAAAAUACACUUUA
Myripristis murdjan (pinecone soldierfish) is the source of this 4852-nucleotide messenger RNA. It is a transcript of the gene kcnh7b, whose product is annotated as potassium voltage-gated channel subfamily H member 7. NCBI's taxonomy places the organism in Eukaryota, Metazoa, Chordata, Actinopteri, Holocentriformes, Holocentridae. The record is from RefSeq and is a predicted model, not a curated record. The coding region runs from base 293 to 3883 and encodes 1196 amino acids. Gene Ontology annotation, molecular function: inward rectifier potassium channel activity. Gene Ontology annotation, biological process: regulation of membrane potential; potassium ion transmembrane transport. The transcript is spliced from 16 exons. Gene Ontology annotation, cellular component: plasma membrane.